UUAAAAAAUACAAAGGGGAAAAAAAAAUUAAAAAAAUAAAAAAGAAAACCCUCCCUCCCAGAACCGAGCAUGGAAAAAGCUCUCUAACACCUACCAUCCUCUUUCUCUACAAACGCAAAACACACUUAGAAAAGAAGACCUGAAACCCUAGCCUUGCUGUUCAAGUAUCGAAUAUUAUCGGUUUGAAUCCGAGAAAUGUUCUUUUUGGAGAACGAUUGAUCGAGAAAGAGAACCGUGAGAUCAAGGAUUCAGUUUUUGGUGAUAACGCAUUACAGGUUUGAUAUUGAUGAAGAAAAUCAAUCAAUGGCAGAGGAUUCUGAUCCUCUCUCUGCUUUGUUUCACUGUCUUCGCUCCUCUCCUAUUCGUCUCCACUAGGCUCAAAAACUUCACUCCCUUCGGUCGGAAAGAAUUUGUUGAAGAUUUAUCGACUUUUAAAUAUAGGACAGAUGCUUUAAAACUUCAGGCAAUUGAGCAGGAAGCAGGUGAAGACUUGAAAGGGCUUAAAUUAUUUGCUUACGAAGGAAAUAAUUUGGAUUCAGUAGGUAAACACAGUACUACUAGUUGGAGUAAUAAUUCUAAGCAUUCUGAAAAUAAUGGAGACAGAAGUCAUGAUUCAAGACAAUCUGAAAGUACUGGAUAUACAAUUCAUCCUCUGCAUGUUUCAGGAACUAGCCAUGAAAGAAAAGAAGAAAAUAAGCACAUUCAACUGGAAAAAUUAUCAUCCAAGUCAGAUGACCGGAGGCAAUCCAAUCAAUCAAGAAUCCGACAUCAUCAGAAUUUGCGGAUUCCAGCACGUAGAGAAACAAAUGAUAAGGUAAAGGAGAUGAAAGAUCAGCUCAUUAGAGCCAAAGCAUACUUGAGUUUCGCACCACCAGGCAGUAAUUCUCACCUAGUAAAAGAGUUGAGACUGCGUAUGAAAGAACUAGAACGAGCUAUGGGGGAAGUUAUGUGGGAUGCAGAUUUAUCAAGGAGUGCACUAAAGAAAAUGAAGUCCAUGGAGGUUUCCUUGUCUAAAGCCAGUCGUGUUUUCCCACAUUGCUCCGCCAUGGUCACAAAGCUCCGUGCCAUGACUUACGGUGCUGAAGAACAAGUUCAAGCACAGAAGAAUCAAACAAUGUUUCUUAUUAGGCUUGCUGCAAGGACCACGCCAAAAGGCCUUCACUGCCUUUCUAUGCAGUUGACAGCGCAAUUCUUUGCCUUGCCACCAGAGGAGAGGCAGUUCCCUAACCAACAAAGACUGCAUGAUGCAAUUCUCCAUCAUUAUGCUGUUUUCUCUGACAAUAUCCUGGCUUGUGCAGUUGUUGUGAAUUCCACAGUCUCCUCUGCCAAGGAUGCAGAGAAAAUUGUUUUCCAUGUAGUGACUGAUUCUCUCAACUUUCCAGCAAUCUCAAUGUGGUUCUUAUUGAAUCCUCCCAGCAAAGCCACAAUUCAUAUACAGAAUAUAGAUAAUUUUGAUUGGUUGUCAGCCAAGUACAAUUCAACAUUAAAGCAGCAAAAUUCCCGUGAUCCAAGAUAUGCUUCUGCACUGAACCACCUUCGUUUCUAUCUACCAGAUAUCUUCCCUCUGCUAAAUAAGAUUGUGUUCCUUGACCAUGAUGUUGUGGUGCAAAAGGAUCUAACAGGACUUUGGAGUCUUAAUAUGAAGGGCAAAGUAAAUGGAGCGGUGGAGACUUGCAAGGAAAGUGAAGCUUCAUUUCGCCAGAUGGAUUUGUUCAUUAAUUUCUCAGAUCCAUAUGUAACAAAGAGGUUUGAUGCCAAGGCAUGCACGUGGGCAUUUGGAAUGAAUUUGUUUGAUCUGAAAGAAUGGAGGAGACGAAAAUUAACUGCUCUCUACCAUAAAUACUUGCAAGUGGGUUACAAAAAGCCGCUGUGGAAGGCCGGGAGCUUACCAUUGGGUUGGGCAACCUUCUAUAAUCAGACAGUUAUAUUGGACCGGAAUUGGCAUAGACUAGGGCUAGGUUACGACUUCGGCAUUAGACAGGAUGACAUUGACCGAGCAGCAGUGUUGCACUAUGAUGGAGUCAUGAAACCAUGGUUGGAUAUAGGUAUUGGAUAUUAUAAGAGUUACUGGACCAAACACGUCAACUAUGAUCAUCCAUACUUACAGCAGUGCAAUGUCCACGGUUAAUUGAAAUCAGAGCAUGGCAAGGGGUAUUAUUAGCCUGCACAACAUCAUUAAUUGCUUCUUGUUCUAGGAAGUUAUGUGUUAGCUUGAUUCUUUAACAAUUUCUUUUGUAAAUUUCAACUUCUUUUUUCUCCAAAAGCCGGCAUAAUCUUCUAGCAGCUGAGUCAAGUUAUACCGAUCACCAAAAUGAAAUAAGGAUCUGAGGGGCAUAUUCUUAUUUGGUAGUUACCUAGUGUGUACAUAGCUCAAUUCAGGUAUUGGAUUUAGAUUCAAGCAGAUGCACAUUUGGAAAUAAGAUUAAUGUGCAGAAGAAAUUACAUUUUCUA
This is a messenger RNA of Hevea brasiliensis (rubber tree), 2451 nucleotides long. RefSeq names its product probable galacturonosyltransferase 6. The transcript is spliced from 9 exons. The record is from RefSeq and is a predicted model, not a curated record. The coding region runs from base 287 to 2128 and encodes 613 amino acids. Gene Ontology annotation, molecular function: polygalacturonate 4-alpha-galacturonosyltransferase activity. NCBI's taxonomy places the organism in Eukaryota, Viridiplantae, Streptophyta, Magnoliopsida, Malpighiales, Euphorbiaceae.